AUUUCCAAACCAGGUGCUUGAAGACAAACCUCAGAGAGCGCGUGUGCGACCAGCGGGGAGAGAAAAAAAGGCACUUUGUCAGCUCUGGCGCAGCAGCGCUUCACCUUUAUGGAUGUUGUCUUUUUUCCUUUUUCCUUUUUUCUUUUUUUUCUUCGGUGUGCUUUUGCAGCAGGUCUCUCUCAGACUUAUUAACUGGACUUUACGCGCGCCGCGUUAACUCAGGAAACACAAAACCUGGAUUGUGAAUUUGAUUCUUUCUUUUUUUCUUUUUUCUUUUUUUUUUUUGCUGAACACCCCAAAAGUGGCAUGAUCUGCCAUCUAGACAGGUGAAGAGUUUUUCCCCUGCUGUCGAUAAGAACCUUUCCUCGUCAUUAUAACGCAGGGGCGCGUCAAACAUGUCCAAACCCGCCGAUCACAUCAAGAGACCCAUGAACGCCUUCAUGGUCUGGUCCCGCGGCCAGAGGAGAAAAAUGGCGCAGGAGAAUCCCAAAAUGCACAACUCGGAGAUCAGCAAGCGGCUGGGUGCCGAGUGGAAGCUGCUGUCGGAGUCUGAGAAGAGACCGUACAUCGACGAGGCCAAGCGACUGCGCGCUCAGCACAUGAAGGAGCACCCCGACUACAAGUACCGGCCGCGGCGCAAACCCAAAAACCUGCUGAAGAAGGACAGGUACGUCUUCCCGCUGCCUUACCUCGGGGACACUGACCACCUGAAGGGACUUCCCGUGUCGGCCGCGGACUCUCUUUUGGGCUCGUCGGAGAAAGCCAGAGCGUUUCUGCCGCCGACGUCCGCCCCCUACUCCUUCCUCGACCCGACCCAGUUCAGCUCCAGCGCCAUCCAGAAGAUGACAGAGAUGCCGCACACGUUGAGCACCAGCACUUUGCCGUACGCGUCCUCCUUGGGAUACCAGAAUGGCGCAUUCGGCACCCUCGGGUGCCCCAGUCAGCACACCCACACCCACCCGUCGCCCACAAACCCGGGCUACGUGGUUCCGUGUAACUGCACAGCCUGGUCGGCGUCCAGUUUACAGCCCCCAGUGGCCUACAUACUUUUUCCAGGUAUGACCAAGACUGGGAUAGACCCGUACUCAUCCGCACACGCCACUGCCAUGUAACCCGCAGACUGUCUGCGCAACCCACUUGAAUACUGACAUGCAUGUAAAUACAUUACGGACGGCGCACCCGCAAAAACAGGCACGAACACAACCGACCGCCUUGGACUUGUAACGUGCAAAAAAGAACAACAACAACAAAAACUUUUUCACAAAUCCAACAAGAUCCUAGAAGUUGGCACUUGCUGUGUAGAGGGUGGUGCGCGUGAACUGUAAGAAAUGUAAAUGUUUUAUGGCAAAGGCAGCCUUUAACUUUAUUUAUUGUGUACAUGUCAAUGCUGAUGACGCUGAUUUGUGUUGGAAAGGCUUUUAUUUUGACAACUGGCUUGCACAUUUUUCACUCCCUGUGUCGCACGAGCGCUCCACGUUUUGGCUCAAGUUUGCGCUAAAAUCAGGACGCAUACGCUGCACAUAUACAGGUUUGUUUAUGUUGAUCAAACUGGCACAUGAAGAUAUUUAAAAGGGGGUUUAAAAAAAGCACUCCAAGUUGAAUUUUUUGCAUCCUGCUAAAAUGACCUUUUUGUUUUGAGGGCAACUUCUGUUUGAAUCCACGGAGUUCUCUGUGUAUUUUCUAUAUAAGAUGGUCAUGUUACGGAAAAAGGAUCCUGUAUGUAGAAGGUUGAUACCUCCUGCGCUUUGUUCACUCCAAGAUCAAAGACAUUUCCAAUAAAGACAAUCUGUCUUCAACCACAUCAAUUUUUAUCUGUAAAAUAAAUGGGAUCUGUGCGUAAAUGUGCCAGAAAUAAGGCCUCA
Molecule: messenger RNA, 1862 nt
Organism: Thalassophryne amazonica
Lineage: Eukaryota; Metazoa; Chordata; Actinopteri; Batrachoidiformes; Batrachoididae
Gene: sox14
Product: SRY-box transcription factor 14
Exons: 1
Coding region: 396-1112 (238 amino acids)
Biological process (GO): cell differentiation; regulation of DNA-templated transcription; anatomical structure morphogenesis
Molecular function (GO): RNA polymerase II cis-regulatory region sequence-specific DNA binding; DNA-binding transcription factor activity, RNA polymerase II-specific
Source: RefSeq, a predicted model, not a curated record